AUGCCGAGCGACAAUGAGCCGACGGAUCAUGCGGGGAGGUUAGAAGUCAUUCACCAACCCAAAGAUUCCCCCAACAUUGACAUCAUCAUCGUUGAUGGAAUGGGACGAGAUUCGCGUGAACCUUGGAUGACCGACACGACUAAUGAGAAAGAGAGAAAUGCCGUUCUUCAAGAUCUUUAUGUGCAAAUCAAUGCACGCGUCAUGGUUUUCAAUUCCAAAGUGAAUGAUGGCGUUGACUCUCUCCUAACCGAGGGCUUCACUCGGAUUUCUGAAGUGCUCCUAAAGGCACUGUCGCUUCAAAGAUCUGAGAUUGAUAAGAGUCAGAGAACCCCGAUAGCCUUCAUAACGCGUGAUCUUGGCGGAGCCAUCGUGAAAAAGGCUCUUGUCAUGGCUGAGGGCGAUGCAGCCUAUUUUAGCAUCUCGCAGGAUUGCACUUGGCUGAUUUUCAUUGACAUGAUUCAUCGAGCUGCGCCUUCCACUGGUUGGGACAACUUGCUCUCGAAAAUGAUAUUCUCGUCGUCACUGCUGCCUUCUCAAACAAAGAACUUGGCCACUCAACUCCGACAACUUUCAGUCUUCUUUGAAGAUCUAUCGGCCAAUUUCAUCUCGCUCCGUGCACGAAGAUGCAUCAUCAAUGUCUACCAGCGUUUCGAUGACGAAGUAAAAGACGAAGAUUAUAAUUUGCAGCAGGCUAUCAACUACUAUUCGGUUACGACUGGCCUAGUUCAUGAAAUCAAUAUCCCAAUGGAAACAAAAGGCAAGGAUAUCUUCAAGCUCUUAGACGACGACCACGCCAUCUCUACUAUCGCCACUUGCCUUAGAGCAGAAACUGAUGCAAGUCGGUGCUCUUUUGUCACCUUCUUGGGGUCAGUCAUCUCCCAGGUCUUGAAUCAAAAUCCGGAAAGAUACUCUAGGGUUGAAGAUCUCCUCAAGACUAUGCACCUCUCAGAUGCCUGGACGGAAGCUGGCCUUCUUGUGCUGUUCUAUUCUAUUUUGGAUACCGAAAACGGCUUGAAUCCUCUGUACCUAAUUGUGGACGACCUCCAGAGAUGCGAUGCAGCUUCAAAACUUAUCGAGGCGUUAGCGGAAGCUGUGAGCAACAGAAGCUCACUUACAAAGCUUAAAGGAGCCCUAUUCUAUAACACGCAGCGAGACAAGAGCCACUUCAUAGAGGAAGCGCUACAGAAGUUGGACCAUAUUCGCAUGCGUGGACCUGUCCUUACGGUGGACAUGCUCAAACCGUUGGCAGCUAUUCUGGCGAAUCAGAUAAUCAGCAAGUGGCCACAUCUCUUUCAACUCAAGCAGAGCCUCAUUGCAGCCCUAGAAAAAUGCAAGCACACCACGGAAACGCUCCUCAUGAUUCAAGCCCUGUCUGUCAACGAUCCGAAAUCGAACCCUCGUACACCCAAAGUCAUGAAGUCGAUUAUGAGCAGCCCUCAGACGCCCGUAAGGGAAGCCGUCUUCUACACCUUCAACAGCCUUCCAAACUGGGGAAAAGCUGCGUUAGGCUGGAUUGUAUACUCUAGGCGGCCGCUGAGGCUGAAUGAGCUCGCAACCGCAGUAACUCUCACAAAUGAGAGGGCCGAGUUUUCAUCCACCUUCGAUACUGAUGGUCUGCAUAUAGAUUUUGGCUCUGAUUUACAGUUCCUGUUUGGACCCUUGGUGAGGUUCGAAGGGGGAGGGAUAAUCUUCAGCGACACGGCCGUGAGAGACCAGUUUGUCGAAUUGAUUGAAGAGGACCGAAAGCCCAAGUCUUCUACUCAAAACCUGCCGAGGCCUAUAAUACCGGGAGACACAGAAAUCACAGCUAUUCUACUAAGAUACCUCUCUUGGACAAAAUUCACCACUCCCGUGGAGGAGGCGCUCCGGCUAGAGAAGUUCAUACAACCUCAAGGAGAGUUAUUUCAUCUAAUGGCUUAUGCCAUCCAAUUUUUACCCAUCCAUUAUAGGGCCUACAUGAACAGCAAUGAGAGAUUGGAGCCAGCCCAGGACCACCAACUUGUCAUGUGGUCAAAACUGAAUUCCAAGCUAAACAGUAUUCAUUCUCCCCCAUAUAUUAGCACGGUAGACCCGUUGCUACUUGCUUCCCAAUUAGGACUUACUCGGAUCAUCAAAUCAAACGGUAAAGACAUCAAACAUGGUGAUCUCAGCGUCGCCGUCAGCUUGGCUAGUUGGGCUGGGCACUUAGAUACCGUAACGGAACUUCUGGUUGGCGAAUGCGCCGUCUCUGAGGAACCAACCGAAGUUGGAGAAGCUCUAAAGUAUGCAUCAGCACGCGGUCAUGAUGAUAUUGUCGACUUCAUCGUGGCAUACAUGAAAGAAAAAGUGCCCCAGAGGCUGGCUGCCCUGCUUGACCAGCUGCUGUGUUGUGCGGCAUCACUUGGUUACGACAACCAAGCUGUCUCAUGGAUCGGUCUUGGCGCCAAUAUAAACACGGCUCUUGACAACAUCACGCCACUACAGCUGGCAGUUUGCAAUGGCCAUACGCCACUUGUCCAUCUUCUCCUUCAGUAUGAGGGCAUAGAUGUGAACUCGAAGGCAGGAAUUGACCUGGACAGCCCUCUCCUCCUCGCUGCUAGGAGGGGUCACGAGCUCACGGUACAACACCUACUGACUGCGGGAGCUGAUAUAACAUGUGUCACUAGAGACGAGGGAGAGCGGACACCAUUGUACCUCGCCGCCGAGUAUGGACACCAAGCAAUUGUUCGACGCUUAAUUGCCGAUGAAAUACAGAGACACUCCCUCUUGAACCGUCAGAGCUCAUCAGGAAACUCACCACUGAUGAUAGCAUGCAUCAACGGCCAUGGUGAGAUUGCAAAGAUCUUGCUAGAUGCGAAUGCAAAUGUGACACUGCACGAUCACGAUGACAAAACCGUGGCUUAUCACGCCAUCCGCCCACAAGAUGAGGAUUUGGUCAUGGCAAUACUCGAACAUGCUGACUCGGUCGACAAAUUUAAAGACAUUGGCAGCGUAUUUCUCCGAGCGACGGAGUUGGGGUUCGAAAGGGUCAUACGCCAUUGCUUGGGGCCUACCACCACCCAGGAGAACAAGGCCUCUUUGAUGGAAUACCAUGAUCAAGAGAGAGAGGAGGGGAAGAAAGCCCUUCACUAUGCCGCUGAAAACGGACAUGUACGGAUUGCUGAACUCCUGCUCUCUCUGGGAGCAGAAAAGAAUGCAGCAUAUCAGAAUGGGCAAACGCCCCUGGCGCUUGCAGCACAAAACGGAAAGGCAGAUAUCGUCAGACUUCUCCUAAGCAAUGGCGCUGAAGCUGAUGCAAAAAUGCCAUUAGACCUGUCUCAAUUGAUCAGAGACGCCGAAGACUCAACCAGGCACGCCGAAGUGAUACGUGCAUUGCUGGAAGAUACAAAUAUAGACCCCAACUCUACCAGUGAAGAAUGUCCGCACGCUGCUCUUCACUGGGCCGCCCAACUAGGCAAGAUUGAGCUGGUCAAAGCCCUCUUAAAUAGCCAUAAAGUCAACCCCAAGGCCAUAGGUCAAUGGAAGCGGAAUGCCCUCCACUACACGGCAACCGGUGUACAAACAUCGACCGAGAUCGCCGAACUCUUGAUCGAGGCCGGAACAAACCCGCUGGCAUCUGAUAACAAUGGCUGUCUAGCGAUCCAUCUCGCGUCCGAGGCGGGCAACAUUGCACUGCUAGAGCUACUUCUAAAACUCAACCCAGAGACCGUACAAGCCAAGACUCGCGAUGGACGCUCUGUUUUGCAUUUGGGCAUCGAGUCUGCGGAGUGUGUUGAAUGCCUCUUGAAUCACAAGGCUGAUGGGAAUAUUCGAAAUGGCAGCGGUCGCACUCCCCUUAUGGUGGCAGCCACCUUGGGAUUGGACGAGACUGUCAAAGUGCUUCUUCGCUUCGGAUGUAAUGCAGAACUUGCUAUCCGGGGCGGGAGAAAUGCCUUGCAUUUUGCUGCAGAGAGUGGCCAUAUUGGCGUCGGGAGACAACUAUUACAGAAGCACAGAGAAAUCCUGUCGCUCAAAGACGAGGCCAACCUCUCGGCGAUUCACUACGCUAUUCUCAAUUGUGAGGAGGCAUUCGCUGAAAUGCUUUUGGACGACUUUUAUUCGAACGACCAUGCCCUCUUGGGCGAUUUGUGUGCCGUAAUGACCGGAAAGGAAGAAACUCCACUGAUAGUGGCCAUCAAAACGGACCAGACGAAUAUUGUCUGUCGGCUUCUGAAGCUCGGAGUUGACACCGAGCAUCGAGAUGAGGAAGGGCUCACGGCAUUGCUUGCGGCGGUAGAAGGACCGACUGACAUCGGCUUGGAGAUGAUUCGCGCCCUACUGGAUGUCAAGUUGCCGAAUCACGCAGACGCCAACUCUGGAGGCGGUAUUCAUCCUACGGCGCUGUACAAUGCAGCCAAAUACGGCAAAAUGGAGGUGAUUGAGGAGCUGAUCGAAUUAGGGGCACAAGUGAACGCUCAAGGCGGCCAAUACAACACUGCGCUCAGCGCCGCGGCCAUCAAUCGCCACUUUCAUAUUGCUCGGUUUCUUCUCGACUUGAAAGAAGACAAGGCUGACCCAAACCUCCCCGCUGGUGGCUUCGCCAACACUCUCUGCGCGGUGUUGUACUACCAUCCUUCAAGUGAUGACCUCGUCACACCACUCCUCAAUGCAGGCGUCAAAGUCAGUGCCAGGGAUCGCCAGGGGCGCUCGGCCUUCCACAUAGCCGCUCUUCGAGGGUCGUGGGAUACCCUCAAGCAGCUACUCAGCGCUGACCCGAUAGAUGUUAGCCCAGUAGACAACCAAGGUCGUACCUUGUUGCAUUACGCAGCCAUGAGUCGGAAGCUAAGGCCCUUUCUGUAUGUCUUCCAGGACGAACAAACAGGUCGGCAAAGUACUAUGGACUGGCGCGGCGGAAUGAUCAAGGACAAUGAUGGCUGGACGCCCCUGCACUGGGCUUGCCGCCACAAGGGCAACCUUGAUAUUGUGAGGGCUUUCGGGUUGCUGUUUGGGGCGGAUCUUGCCGAGGCCACCAACGAUAACUGGACUCCUGAGAAUAUUGCCAUUUUCCAUGACGUGAGCAACAUUGCUACCUUCAUCCGACAAAGGCAAUUGAACACCGAGAGUCCCGAGAGGGGUUCAGACCCAGAGGGGAAAACCAAGUCCCGCCCCUCACGCUGGAAGAUCGGACACAAGCACUGGGGUAUAGUCUGCGAUGGCUGCCUUUUCGCACCUAUAACUGGGGUGCGGUGGAAGUGUGAGAAUUGCGUCGAUUUUAACUUGUGCUUCAAGUGUUACUGGUCAGCGAAGACCACACAUGAUCCUGAUCACAGCUUCAGGGCGGACCCGGAAGGACAAGGGUCGAGCCGUGAGCCUGAGUAUGAGGAGGAUGGUGAUGAUGGUGCUGAUGAGUGA
Trichoderma aggressivum f. europaeum is the source of this 5370-nucleotide messenger RNA. RefSeq lists its product as uncharacterized. The transcript is spliced from 8 exons. NCBI's taxonomy places the organism in Eukaryota, Fungi, Ascomycota, Sordariomycetes, Hypocreales, Hypocreaceae. Bases 1 to 5370 code for a protein of 1789 amino acids. Gene Ontology annotation, molecular function: zinc ion binding; protein binding. The record is from RefSeq and is a predicted model, not a curated record.